Pseudomyrmex gracilis is the source of this 3309-nucleotide messenger RNA. RefSeq names its product lachesin-like. The coding region runs from base 891 to 2180 and encodes 429 amino acids. The transcript has 11 exons. Gene Ontology annotation, cellular component: neuron projection. The record is from RefSeq and is a predicted model, not a curated record. Lineage: Eukaryota; Metazoa; Arthropoda; Insecta; Hymenoptera; Formicidae.
GUGGAAAGGUCGAAGCACAGACUUUUGCGUAACGCAUAAGACAUAAGAAAAUCAAUCAAUCCAGCUUUUCGUUUUCGUCCCUACUUCUUGUUCUAAGCUUUGAUUGGUUGAUUCUCUUAUUGUCUUAUGCGUUAUGCAUUAAGCAAAAUUCUGUGCUUCGGCCUGAACUUUGUUCAAUUUGUCCCGCAUUUAUUGCGAUUACUGUUGUUUCGCGCGAAAAUCGGUAGUACGCGCGUGUCGCGUAGUGUCCGGUGUUUCGGGUAAUUCAUAAUUAGCAUGAUAAUCGCACCCGGUAAAUGCUAAUCGGCAAUUUUUACGGUGAAAUGUGUCGCGACCAUUCUCGCGCUUCCGCAAAGCGCGCGGCACAAAAAAAAAUGGCGGUCGCGCGACGCGGAGAAAUACAAUUACGUUCGAAUUGUCUCGUAAUUUGUCGCGUAAUUGUCGCGAUUGUUGUCGUUUUGCGUGCAAAUAUCAAUAAUACGUGUGUGUAUCGUAGCGUAUUGGACGUUCGCAACAAUACGCAAUUAGCAUCGCGGUAAUCGGCGAGUUUGCGAUAAAAAUAUAUCGCGGCAGUUCGUGCUUCCGCGAAAGAUAAGAAAUGAAUUGUCAUGCACGCGCGUUGUUGCAGCUACACAAUUAUACGUGAUCAAAGGUGUGUGAAUAUAUAGCGAACUACCGCACGCGUCGAUUCAGUUUAUUUCAAGAAUUGAAAUAGUUGUUUUGUGAACUUGUGGAAAAAACCAAGAAAACUAUAUGAAGACGUGCAACUUUUCACUCAAAAUAUAUGUGAUCGUCAGAAAAACAGCAAGGUUUCAGCAAGCAGCAUCAGAAUCUCUGGAGUGUAAUCAGAUUACCUUUGGAACUUGAAGCGAAUAUCCGCGAGAAGAAAAAUGGCGGACCGACAAAGAAGAAGUCGAUACUUGACCAUCAGUAUACUGCAUAUUAUCACAAUAAUGUGUCAAGCGCUUUCCGAUCCGCCGAUGUUCGCCGAGCCGAUACCAAAUGUCACGGUGGCUCUGGGAAGAGAUGUGAGUCUACCUUGUGUCAUCGAAAACCUCGGAAAUUAUAAGGUGGCGUGGAUUCAUGUUGGUCGUCAAAUGCUGCUCACUGUCCACAAACACGUGGUCGUGAAAAUGCCCAGGUUUUCGGUGUCACAUGACAAUCAGAAAACGUGGUUGCUUCACAUUGCUAGCGUGCAGCAGGACGACCGGGGUUACUAUAUGUGCCAAGUAAAUACCAAUCCGAUGAUAAGUCAAGUUGGCUUUCUUCACGUUGUCGUGCCACCAAAUAUAGUGGAUGCUCUUUCCACCGAGAGCACUGUGGCAGUUCGGGAACAUCAGAACGUUACCCUCACCUGCAAGGCCGAUGGAUAUCCACCGCCGACAUUAAUGUGGAAACGUGAAGAUGGCGAAUUGAUUACGAUCAGCAAACAUAAGAAAGUGAACAAAUUUAAUGGCGAGCAAUUAAACUUGACGAAGAUCACGCGCAACGAAAUGGGCGCUUAUCUCUGCAUCGCGACCAACGGCGUGCCGCCCACGGUCAGCAAGAGGAUCACCGUGGAUGUCGAAUUCUCUCCGAUGAUCUUCGUACCGAAUCAGCUGGUUGGCGCACCGGUCGGCACCAACGUAACGAUCGACUGUCAAACGGAAGCCUAUCCGCGCGCUAUGAAUUACUGGUUUCUGGGAGACGAGAUGAUUCUCUCCAACGAGAAGUACUCGACGACUUUCAUGGAGAGCAGCUACCGAACGAGCAUGAAACUUACCAUCAAGAACUUGACAUCGAGCGACUUUGGUAGCUACCGGUGUAUUAGCAAAAACUCGCUGGGCGAGACCGAGGGAUCUAUCAGAUUAUAUGCUAUUCCGAAGCCAUCGCCGGUACCGAAGGCGACGGAGAUCAAGAGCAGCGCCAACAAAGAAGGACGGCCGAGCACGCCACCGCCACCAAAAAGGCUGACCACCGUGUGGCCAUCCUCGUACAACCCCUAUACCAAAAGGACAGAGAGACCACCUCCGCCGAGUGAGGAGAGGGUCGAGAGGCCCGAGCAGAAACUACGUGGUGGCCAAAGUACAGGAAGCGCAUACAUCAUCAGGUGGAGUGCGCCGCAGUUGAUGGUCGUGGCGGUGCAGUACAUUCUCACGGGGCCCUACAUGCCCCCCUACGUACCCCAGACGGCGAAUUAAGACGUCCGUCGCGGGAAAAAGUACUACCGUCGCGCGAUCGUUCACCUGAGGCGGGGUCGCCUCCUCACGACGACACGACGACGAGGAAAAGUCUGCUUCCUAGAAUAUAUCGCUGCGUAUCUUUCGCACAAGAGAAACGCGCUUUUUGCGGAGCCGCACGUCGAGCACUGAUAAACAGGAAAUGUAUGCUCGCGAGUAACCGGUAACCGGUUUUACUACCGAAACACAUAACGAUCCAUUCCGAUUUGGAAUGGAUUUCUGAAACUUGCUUUAUACUCUGCUAGUCGGUCGAACGGUCGUUCGCCGCGAAUCAGCUCGAGAGACUCUCUCACGACGACAAUGCGCAAUUUUAUUCUUAUCAAAUAAAGAGGACGGGAAAGAAGAAGUGAAAUUUCUGGCCGCGCUUGAUGAAAACCUAUUCUCGUUGUGAGCGUAAUAUAAUUCUCUAUAAAAUCGUAUAAAAGUAUUCGCGCGCGAAAUCGAUAAACUAUCAUACGCUUUGCUUGACGGCCGCCGCGUCUGCAUGUUUAAAAUUUUAACGAACAGCUCGAACUGCGAUUGUGCUCAUACACUCUGCGAGCGUUAUAAAUUGAAAUAAUUUUAUACAAAGACACGAGAUAUAUUUGGGCGAAAUUUCAAAAAUAUCGAGUUUCGGCAGAUUGUUCGAACGUGCCUGCAAUGUACAUUGAAAAUUAAGCGGAAUAUAUACUCUGCGCACAUUCAUUCGACGCGAUGACUCUGUAAUCAAGGAUCGUUGUUCCGUAUAAUGCAAGGCAAAAAAAAAAAAAAAUGCAACUUAGUGGAAUCAAAAUGAAACACGAGACACAGAGACGUGCGUGAGUUUACGCAUCAACCGACGUACCUUGAGACCAACAUAUUAUAGAAUGAAGGAGCGUUCUCCGACAAGAGUUCUCUCCAGAGAACGGGGAGGGAAUUUGAUUAAUGCCUUGGCACGUGAAAAAUGGUAGGGCGCGGCCGCGACUCCUCGAAAUAGCAAAGACGGCAAUGACUGAAGUGUCAUUGAGAAGUUUUGUCAUCAGCUCUCGCGAGUUGAACAAAACCACGCCUUCGAAAAGAGACUAAAAAAUUAUGAGAUUAAAUGUAUAAAUAUUACGCGUAGACAGAGAGA